GUUUUGUUAUCAUUCACUUUCACCGUUGCCAUCACAAUUUAUUAACAACCACCAUGCCUUCUAGGGUUUCCAUUCUCUCUGUCACUGACAAUAAAACAGUCACAAUUCUCACUUUAUUCCACCAACUUUCUCUGAUUUACUCUAUAUCUUCCCCUUCAAUAAAUAAAUAAAUAAAUAAAAAGCAUGGUUCUUUGGUGCAACCAUGUCAAACACAGUUAGCUCUGUUCUCUGACCCAUUUCUGAAACCAAUGGAGGGUGUCUGUUAGUGUUAAAUUGGGGGUUCCUUGAUUUUUCAUCUGGAAUCUGAAUUUGGGUCUGCAUUUAUCUAAUUGGAAAAUUUUGGAUUUUUUUUUUCUGCAAAAUGAUUUCUUCUGGGGUUAACUUGGUGAUGACUGUGAUUGGGUUUGCGGUGAGCACCAUGUUCAUUGUUUUCGUCUGCACCAGGCUUAUCUGUGCUCGAAUUCACUUGAAUGCUUCAAGGAGAUCCUUUCUUAUUGCUUCCAGAUCCAAUCUCGGCAUGAUGGAGCGGGGUUGCCAUGGUCUUGAACGCAUAGCUAUAGCCAAAUUUCCUACAAAGAAGUACAGUGACAAGUUUUUUGCUGCGGCAGAAAAUUCUCAAUGUACAGUCUGCCUCUCAGAGUACCAAGGUGAAGAUAUACUGCGUAUCCUCCCCUAUUGUGGACACUCAUUCCAUGUUACCUGCAUAGACUUAUGGCUGCAACAGAAUUCCACUUGUCCCGUUUGUCGAAUAUCAUUGCGCGAAUUUCCUGAGAGAAAGCGAUCGAUGCAACCCUUGUUCAGUUCCGCUUUACAACCUCAUUAUGGCAUGGAAUCCUUUGACACUCAUCAUUAUCACUACAUGAUGGCUGAUAAUGGGUUAUCAUCAAGAACCCCUGAAAACCAUGGGGUGAACUCUAUACAAGAGGAUCAUUUUCCAUCUGAGGGUGGUGGAGCUGUCGCUAGGGACAAUAUCACCUGUUUAAGUCAGGGUGAUUUCAUUAAAGAUGAAAGGAAGAAGCAUGUAGAGAGCCCAUCAAAUUUCUAGAUUUGAUUUCUCUCUUGGAGAUUGGAGCUUCAAUGUGAUACUUUCGAAUCACAAAUUGAGUAAAGUUCAUGUGACAAAUCUGAAGUAAAAUGCAUUAGCAUGCUGAAGAAUGGUUCAUUUCUUUUUAUGUAUAUAUAGCAGAGAAUUUUCCCCACUCAUUAGGCCGCUUUCUUCUCCUUUGUUCUUUUUUUGAUCUUCAACACUUGCUAUGCUAGUAUUUUAGAUUUCUCUCUUUCUAUAUCUCUCUCUCUCUCUCUCUCUCUCUUCCUGGUUGUAAUUAGUUGUAAGAUUAGAAUUAGUUGAAGAAUAGCCGGAGCCGCAGUGUGCCUUUGCCCUUGCACAGACCAUUGUAUUAUUGCAGUUCAUGUACUGCUAUUAAUGUAUCUUGUAUGCUUUUUUGUCCAACAAUUUUCUUGUAUUUUUUUAAUACAU
Molecule: messenger RNA, 1477 nt
Organism: Gastrolobium bilobum
Lineage: Eukaryota; Viridiplantae; Streptophyta; Magnoliopsida; Fabales; Fabaceae
Product: RING-H2 finger protein ATL8-like
Exons: 3
Coding region: 362-1045 (227 amino acids)
Source: RefSeq, a predicted model, not a curated record